Messenger RNA from Penicillium bovifimosum, 183 nucleotides. RefSeq lists its product as uncharacterized. The transcript has a single exon. NCBI's taxonomy places the organism in Eukaryota, Fungi, Ascomycota, Eurotiomycetes, Eurotiales, Aspergillaceae. Bases 1 to 183 code for a protein of 60 amino acids. The record is from RefSeq and is a predicted model, not a curated record.
AUGGUCCAAGAAACCUGCCGUCACCCCCCAACACUUCGGGAUUGUUUCCAAGUGGUCAUCGUCACCGCCUGCCAGGCAGCUCUCAAAUAUCUGACCAAUCCCGGCUGGCAAAGCGGCCAGGCUCUGAUCGUCAAGAUCCUUCAAAAGGCAGACACCAUGAUCUGCGACGGAUUCGAUGACUGA